Messenger RNA from Lactuca virosa, 4580 nucleotides. NCBI's taxonomy places the organism in Eukaryota, Viridiplantae, Streptophyta, Magnoliopsida, Asterales, Asteraceae. The record is from the annotation of a GenBank genome assembly.
CCUCUAAAAGAAUAUAUACAUAAUGCAUUUUUGAUCAGCUUUAAAAUAGACAGUGAAACCCCAUUUCAAAUCGUGAAUAUUUUUUAGUCAGAGUGUGAAAAUGGAUGGAAGUGAUAUAUACAAGGCUAGUAGAAGUUUUAAUUUAGGGAGUAGUCGUACCACUUCGUGGAGGGACAGUGGAUUGGACGUUUUCUCUCAGUCAAAUCGACAUGAAGAUGAUGAUGAUGAUGAAGAAGCUCUGAAAUGUGCUGUUCUUGAAAAGCUACCAACUUCUGAUAGGUUGAAAAAAGGUCUGCUUUAUGGAUCUAGUGGAUCACCUGAUGAGAUUUUUGUUGAUAAUCUUGGAGUAGAAGACAGGAAGCAUUUGCUCGAUAGACUGGUAAAAGUACCUGAAGAAGAUAAUGAGAAGUUCUUGUUGAAGCUCAGAGACAGAAUUGACACGGUGGGAAUUGAUUUGCCUACAAUUGAAGUGAGAUUUGAGCAUUUGACAGUGGAAGCUGAUGCUUUCACAGGCUGCAGAUCAUUGCCUAGUUUCCUUAAUUUCAUCAUUGAAAUCCUAGAGGCAUUCUUGAAUAUAUUCCAUUUACUACCAAACAGGAAGAAGCAUAUCACUAUACUUGAAGAUCUAAGUGGAAUUAUAAAACCUGGCAGGAUGACACUACUUUUAGGUCCUCCAGGUUCUGGAAAAACAACUUUGUUAUUAGCCUUGGCUGGGAAGCUUUCCAAGGAGCUUACAUGGUCAGGAAGGGUGUCAUACAAUGGGCAUGAUAUGCAUGAGUUCGUGCCUCAGAGAACCUCUGCUUACAUCAGUCAAAAUGAUCUUCAUAUUGGUGAAAUGACUGUUAGAGAAACCUUGGCUUUUUCUGCUAGAUGUCAGGGCAUUGGAUCACGUUAUGAAAUGUUGGCAGAGUUGUCAAAAAGAGAAAAAGAUGCAAAUAUUCAUCCCGAUCCUGAUAUUGAUAUAUACAUGAAGGCAGCAGCAACAGAAGGUCAAGAGACAAGUGUGGUCACAGAUUAUAUUCUCAAGAUCUUGGGACUAGAUAUCUGUGCAGAUACCAUGGUAGGGGAUCAAAUGAUAAGAGGCAUAUCUGGUGGACAAAGAAAGCGAGUCACUACAGGUGAAAUGAUAGUGGGCCCAUCAAAGGUUCUUCUUAUGGAUGAGAUAUCUACGGGUUUAGACAGUUCUACAACGUUUCAUAUUGUGAAUUCUUUGAGGCAAUAUAUUCAGAUUUUUGAAGGAACUGCUGUUAUUUCACUCCUACAGCCUGCACCCGAAACUUAUAAUCUAUUUGAUGACAUAAUAUUGCUCACGGAUGGCAAGAUUGUGUAUCAGGGUCCACGUGAAAAAGUGCUUGAGUUUUUUGAAUCAAUGGGAUUUAAAUGUCCAGAAAGGAAAGGUGUUGCUGACUUCUUGCAAGAAGUAACAUCAAAGAAAGACCAGGAGCAAUACUGGAUAGAGAGAGACCAACCUUACAGGUUUAUCACAUCCAAAGAAUUUGCUGAGGCAUAUGAAUCCUUCCAUGAAGGAAGGAGAAUGGCAGAAGAGAUUUCGAUCCCAUAUGACAAAAACAAGAGCCAUCCUGCUGCAUUGACAACCAAAAUAUAUGGAGUGAACAAAAAGGAGCUCUUGAAAGCCUGCAUUUCAAGAGAAUUUUUGCUUAUGAAGAGAAACUCAUUCGUCUACAUAUUCAAACUAUUUCAACUUCUUGUGAUGUCAUUUCUGACAAUGACAGUCUUUUUCCGAACCGAAAUGCACAAAAGGUCGGUGGAAGAUGGAGGGAUAUACACAGGUGCACUCUUUUUUGGUGUAACUACGAUCAUGUUCAAUGGAUUUUCUGAGCUUUCCAUGACCAUAGCAAAGCUUCCUGUCUUUUACAAGCAAAGGGAUUUCCUGUUUUACCCCUCGUGGGCUUACACACUUCCUUCAUGGAUCAUCAAGAUUCCCAGCUCAUUUAUGGAUACUUUUCUUUGGACUCUUCUUACAUAUUAUGUAGUUGGAUUUGAUUCAAAUGUUGAAAGAUUCUUUAAACAGUAUUUGCUACUCUUUCUCGUCAACCAGAUGGCAUCAGGAUUAUUUCGCUUUAUUGCAGCACUAGGUCGAAAUAUGAUUGUUGCAAGCACAUUUGGUUCAUUUGCACUUCUCAUACUAUUCGCUUUGGGUGGCUUUGUCCUAUCACGAGAUGCUAUAAAGUCUUGGUGGAUUUGGGGAUAUUGGUCAUCACCAAUGAUGUAUGCGAUGAAUGGGAUUGUAGUUAAUGAGUUUCUUGGGCAUAGUUGGAACCGAGUAUUGCCUAACUCAACAGAGUCCCUAGGAGUGAGGAUUAUAACAUCUAGAGGUUUCUUCCCAUAUGCAUAUUGGUAUUGGAUUGCAGUAGCGGCUUUGAUUGGAUAUGUGUUCCUCUUCAACUUUACCUACACGCUAGCUCUCACAUUUCUAAAUCCUUUGGAGAAACAUCAAACUGUUAUAUUAGAUGAAAACGAAGCCCAAAAUCCUUCAGCUGUUGAGUUACAUUCCAUGAGCAAGAAAAAGGGAAUGAUUCUUCCAUUUGAACCACAUUGUAUCACCUUCGAUGAUGUUAAAUACUCAGUUGAUAUGCCCCAGGAAAUGAAAGAGCAAGGAGUAGUUGAGGACCGAUUGCUGUUAUUAAAGGGUGUGAGUGGGGCAUUCAGACCGGGUGUUCUUACAGCAUUAAUGGGUGUUAGUGGCGCUGGUAAAACUACUUUGAUGGAUGUGCUGGCAGGAAGGAAAACAGGUGGAUAUAUAGAGGGUAAUAUUGUCAUUUCAGGGUACCCAAAGAGGCAGGAAACUUUCGCUCGAAUUUCAGGAUACUGUGAACAAAAUGACAUCCACUCACCUCAUGUCACAGUGCAUGAGUCCUUGAUUUACUCUGCUUGGCUAAGGCUGCCAGCAGAUGUUGAUUCUGAAACCAGAAAGAUGUUUGUUGAUGAAGUUAUGGAUCUUGUGGAACUGAAUCCAAUAAGAGAUGCAUUAGUUGGGUUGCCAGGUGUAAAUGGACUAUCAACCGAACAGCGUAAGCGGUUAACCAUAGCGGUUGAGCUGGUGGCUAACCCAUCUAUAAUAUUUAUGGAUGAACCAACGUCUGGUCUUGAUGCUAGAGCGGCUGCUAUUGUUAUGAGAACUGUUAGGAACACCGUGGACACGGGUAGAACCGUUGUGUGCACCAUUCAUCAACCUAGCAUUGAUAUAUUUGAAGCUUUUGAUGAGCUAUUUUUGAUGAAACGAGGAGGAGAAGAGUUAUAUGUUGGACCAGUCGGUCGCCAUUCCUGCCAUUUGAUCAAGUAUUUUGAGGAUAUCGAAGGAAUAAGUAAGAUCAAAGACGGUUAUAACCCUGCCACAUGGAUGUUAGAAGUUAGUACCUCAGCACAAGAAAUGGCUCUUGGAAUUGAUUUCACACAAAUCUACAAAAACUCUGAACUUUACAGGAGAAAUAAAGCUCUUAUUAAUGAGCUGAAUACACCGCUUCCCGGAUCAAAAGAUCUCUAUUUCCCAACUCGAUACUCUCAGUCUUUCUUCACACAAUGCAUGGCUUGCCUAUGGAAACAACGCCUGUCAUACUGGCGAAAUCCUUCUUACACUGCAGUAAGAUUUUUAUUCACUUUGGGAAUUGGAUUGAUGUUUGGGACAAUGUUCUGGGAUCUAGGUGGCAAAAGGACAUCACAACAAGAUUUGCUUAAUGCAAUGGGUUCUAUGUAUGCUGCUGUUCUUUUUAUUGGGACCCAAAAUGCGUCAUCCGUGCAGCCAGUGGUUGCUGUUGAGAGGACAGUAUUUUAUAGAGAAAAAGCUGCAGGAAUGUAUUCCGCCCUAUCAUAUGCUUUCGCACAGGUUCUGGUGGAACUACCCUACGUGUUUGUACAAACAUCAACAUACGGUCUCCUAGUGUAUGCAAUGAUUGGAUUUCAAUGGACAGCAGCCAAAUUCUGUUGGUAUUUAUUUUUCAUGUACCUCACAUUACUAUACAUGACCUUUUAUGGCAUGAUGACUGUGGCCAUGACACCCAACCCCACUGUUGCUGCCAUUGUUGCUGCCUCAUUUUAUGGAAUAUGGAAUCUCUUUUCAGGAUUUGUUAUCCCACGAACUAGGAUACCUAUCUGGUGGAGAUGGUACUAUUGGGCAUGUCCGUCUGCUUGGACUCUCUAUGGAUUGGUUACUUCACAGUUUGCAGACUCUGAAGAUAUGCUUGAGAAUGGUGAAACUGUAAAAGAUUUCUUGGAGAGAUAUUUUGGAUUUGAGAGAAGUUUUCUUGGUGUAGUUGCUGGUAUGCAUGUUGGAUUCACCCUACUAUUUGCAUUUGUCUUUGCCUUUGCCAUCAGGUCCUUUAAUUUUCAAAGGAGGUAGGCCAAUUAUCAGGGAGUUUAAAUAUGAGCAUUCUAUUGAAGAUGAAACACCUUGUUACGUUCAUGCAUGGCAUGUGAUUUGUGUUGGCCUAAUAAGAUUUUGGGCUUUAUUUUGUAUUGGGUAUUAUGUUGGCACAUUAGCUAGGAAACCCUAAUUAGUUAGUUUAUAAAUUAUGUCUCCCUUUCAUUGUAAUUGUACUUCUCAUUUGAUAAUAAUAUGAAAC